AUGGAUGUAGGCGUAUUUCAAUUUCUGAAGGAAGCGCAUCAGAAGAAGCUUCGUGAGGCGUUGCGGAAGGGAAAUCUUACCUUUGGCCGGCGUGCCUUUGCAGGAGCUUUUCAGGAGAUCUUUAAUGAAGGCUUCACUGCCGCUCACAUCAUCUCGGGCUUCCAAAAAACGGGCAUCUACCCUCCCACAGACCGACCUGCCAUAGAAUAUUUUCUCAGGAAGCAGCUCAAGAAGAAGAAGACCUUCACGCCUGCUCAUUUCUCACUUCUUCCCUCAGAUAUGCGAUUUCACGCCGCUUCUAGCACCGCCGAGACCAUCGGCGAGCGAUAUCACGAUAUCCUCAGUUCUCCUACGCUCGCAGGGCUCCGGCACAUUCGCAACAUCGUUCAUGAAGCUGUGGUGCUUGAGGAUGUUAUCAAAAAGUACGUGGAUGAUCGAAGAACUCGCAUCGAAAAGCGGUAUCACGAGAGAAAGCGAGGCCGCCGCGCAAAGACUGUCUCUGACCUUAUUCCUACAGUAUCGCUGCAAGAUCUGCGAGAUCAACAAGAGGAGGCUAUCGCCGACGAUAAGAAGAAGCAACAUAAGCAGGGUAUACGAUUCACACGAUCUGUCAUCAUCAAGGAGAUGAACCGCCUCAAGGAUGAGUGGCGAGAGAAUAAAGAAGUUAUCGUCAACGGCAUACCAAAGAGGCUGCAGUUCAAGCAGUGGUUGGAGCACACAGGGAAGCAAUAUGACUAUUUAUCUAUGGAUACACAGCGUUCACAAAUGACUCAAGCACUGAAAGAAGAGACUGACGGCUAUAUGAUAGAUACACAACUCCCUGAUGAUGUGCGUGAAGCUAUCCGCAAGGCACAGUAUGCCGCGAAGCCCCUCAGCGCCGUUGAUCUCACCGGCCUCCCUCACAGUGAUGAUACGGUCACUUUCAACCUCACACAAGCACACGAGCACGAGGAAAUGGAUGAAGAAGACGAGAUUCUUCCUGUAAUUGAAGUCGCCGGCGGCAGCGAAGUCGAGAUGCCCUCAUCGCCGCCCUGUGCACCUGACUCUGAGUCAUCACUACCUACACUUCCCUCAACUCCUUGUCCCUAUCAACACCACACGCAGCUUCAUGAGUCACUUCUUGGCACCCCCUCCCGGCUAGCCAACGAGUAUACGGUUGACGAUCCAUUUGAACUCGGAUACUUUGACUACCUGACGAAUAACGACGAGUUGAAUGUUUGGAGACUCGACUUGUCCUUCAGUCUUUCCUUUGAAGGCAGUAUUGUGCGCGAAAAUAGUACACGCAUAAACGGGACAGACAAAGACGGUCUAGUGUUUGAGGCCACCUACGAGACGCCUCCGCCGGAUUAUACACUGCCUUCCGAAUCUGAUGACUCGAAUAGUGGCUCGAAUACGUAA
Messenger RNA from Fusarium poae, 1398 nucleotides. RefSeq lists its product as uncharacterized. Lineage: Eukaryota; Fungi; Ascomycota; Sordariomycetes; Hypocreales; Nectriaceae. The record is from RefSeq and is a predicted model, not a curated record. The coding region runs from base 1 to 1398 and encodes 465 amino acids. The transcript has 4 exons.